AUGGGAAUUCAGAAGCAGGUUAUCAUUGUGGGAGCGGGACCUUCGGGUCUCAUCCUAGGUCUCCUACUCUCCAAACAAGGAAUCCAAGUCGAGCUGCUUGAUGCCGGUGCUGAACUGGACAAACAGCCUCGCGCAGCUCACUAUGCAUCCCCUGCCGCAUACGAGCUGGCGCGAGCCGGCGUUCUAGAAGAUGUCAAGGCACGCGGAUUCCUGCCCCAGAGCUUUGCAUGGAGAAAACUCGAUACAACUUUCGUCGCCGGCCUGAAUCAUGCAGCGCUGUCUCCAGACUAUCCGUACAAAAUGGUUGUUCUUCCUCUCGACCGACUAGGAAAGCUUCUCUACGAACACAUCCAGCGCCAACCAACGGCGGAGGUAAAGUGGUCUCACAAAGUUGUUCGAAUUGGCCAGGAUCAGGAAAAGGCAUGGGUCGAGAUUGAGACCCCGUCUGGUUUAAAGAGAUCUGAGGCGGACUAUGUCAUAGGUUGUGAUGGUGCCAGCAGCACCGUGCGACAGGAGCUGUUCGGGCCUGAGUAUCCAGGAGAGACGCUGAAUGCGCAGAUUAUUGCUACAAAUGUGUAUUAUGAUUUUGACCGCUACGGAUACUGGGACAGCAAUUUUAUCAUCCACCCAAAGAAUUGGUAUAUGGCGGCUCGCAUCACAACUGAUGGACUCUACCGCGUGUCAUAUGGAGAUACCCCAGGCCUUAGUCGCGAAGAAUAUCUUGCUCGCCAACCACAGAGAUACGAAGAAAUCCUGCCAGGCAAUCCGAAGCCGGGGGAAUAUCGCAUCACGAAUACGAGUCCCUACAAGAUGCAGCAACGAUGCGCGCCCAGUUUCCGCGUCGGUAGAGUUCUGCUCGCGGCAGAUGCGGCCCAUCUUUGUAACCCAUUUGGCGGUUUGGGAUUGACAGGUGGCAUCGCGGACGUGGGAAAUCUCUUCGAUGCGCUGAUGGGAAUCCAUAAGGACCUUGCCGACGACGCAAUCCUGGAUAAAUACAGCGAGGUACGCAAGCGCAUUUGGGCCGAGACGAUUGACCCAAUGUCCCGAGAGAACUUCCGGCGGCUGCAUGAUCAGGAUCCGGACAAGGCGCGGGAGAGCGAUGAGUUCUUCCAACUCUGUAUAAAGUCAGAGACUGAUAGUGAACUUGCCAAAGAGCUCGCUUUGGGACUGGAUGUGCUUCGCCACGACAUGACACAGUAUUAUACCAAAACGUAG
This is a messenger RNA of Penicillium lagena, 1215 nucleotides long. Its product is annotated as FAD-dependent oxidoreductase. Gene Ontology annotation, cellular component: mitochondrion. The transcript is spliced from 5 exons. Gene Ontology annotation, biological process: ubiquinone biosynthetic process. The coding region runs from base 1 to 1215 and encodes 404 amino acids. Gene Ontology annotation, molecular function: oxidoreductase activity; FAD binding. Lineage: Eukaryota; Fungi; Ascomycota; Eurotiomycetes; Eurotiales; Aspergillaceae. The record is from RefSeq and is a predicted model, not a curated record.